This is a messenger RNA of Tetranychus urticae (two-spotted spider mite), 1690 nucleotides long. RefSeq names its product probable ATP-dependent RNA helicase DDX47 (gene pths). Gene Ontology annotation, cellular component: cytosol. NCBI's taxonomy places the organism in Eukaryota, Metazoa, Arthropoda, Arachnida, Trombidiformes, Tetranychidae. Gene Ontology annotation, molecular function: RNA helicase activity; nucleic acid binding; ATP binding. The record is from RefSeq and is a predicted model, not a curated record.
GAGCAUAUUUUUCAUUUAAGAUUUCACUUCAGUGUACAUUUUUGGUUCAACCACUGUAGUUGAUUUGUUUUGAUUUUUAAAGUUGUGUUUGGUUUAGUUGAAUAUUAUUUUACCAUUAAAUAGAUCACUACAAUGUCCAGUAGUGAAAGUGAUUAUGCUGAUGCCGAUGAUCAUGAAGAGUUAAGUGAAGAAGAACAUCAAUCUGAUGUUGAUGAUGAUGGCAGUGGAGUUGACCACGAGGAUGGUGAUGAUAAUGAUGAAUCUAAAGCUAAUGAAGGCGAAGAAACAACAUUCCAGCAAUUGGGUGUCUCAGCUGUUCUAUGUGAAGCAAUUGAAGCUAUGAAAUGGUCGAAACCAACAAAGAUCCAGAUUGAGACAAUUCCUGUAGCUUUAGAAGGUAAAGAUAUUAUUGGUUUGGCUGAAACUGGAUCGGGAAAAACAGGAGCUUUUGCCAUACCUAUUUUGGAAUCUCUUUUAGCUAAACCACAAGGACUAUUUGCUCUCAUAUUAACUCCAACCCGUGAAUUGGCAUACCAGAUAAAUGAACAAUUUCAAGCUCUUGGAGCCAGUUUCGGAGUAAAAUGUGCUGUUAUCGUUGGUGGCAUGGACAUGAUGACCCAAGCUUUGUCUCUUGCUAAAAAACCUCACAUUGUUAUUGCUACACCAGGAAGAUUAAUUGACCAUUUAGAAAAUACAAAAGGUUUUUCUCUUAAAACCCUCAAAUUUUUAGUCCUGGAUGAAGCUGAUAAAAUUUUGAACAUGGACUUUGAGAAAGAAGUGGACAAGUUAUUGAAAGUUAUUCCAAGGGAAAGAAACACGUAUCUAUUUUCAGCAACAAUGACUAAGAAAGUACAAAAGCUGCAACGAGCAUCACUUAAAGACCCUGUUAAGCUGGAAGUUUCUUCAAAAUACCAGACUGUUGAUAACCUCUUACAAUACUAUAUCUUCAUCCCUCUUAAGUAUAAGGAAAUUUACUUGACGUAUAUUCUGAACAAAUUUGCUGGAAAUUCGUUCAUAAUUUUCUGCAACACUUGCAGUUCAACCCAAAAAAUAGCGCUGAUGCUUCGAAAUUUAGGAUUCACUGCUAUUCCGCUUCACGGCCAAAUGGGACAGAGCAAAAGACUUGGAGCCUUGAAUAAAUUUCGUGCAAAGACACGAUCAAUUCUGUUAGCAACAGAUGUUGCUAGUCGUGGUCUCGACAUCCCUCAUGUAGAUAUCGUUAUCAAUUUUGAUAUACCCAAUCACAGUAAAGAUUAUAUCCAUCGUGUUGGAAGAACAGCUCGAGCAGGUCGUUAUGGUAAAUCAAUUACAUUUGUGACUCAGUAUGAUGUAGAGCAUUACCAACGAAUUGAAUUUUUAAUCGGCAAAAAAUUGCCCCUAUUUGAGACUCCAGAACAAGAAGUCAUGUUGCUUACUGAAAGAGUUCUUGAAGCUCAACGUAUAGCGAACUCUGAAUAUAUGGAAAGUCAAGACAAAGGGAAAAAACGAAAAUAUAAUCUGGAUGAAACUGAUGAUACCGGAGAAGGUUUAAUGGGUAAUAAGAGAAUCAAACCGAAAUUCAAAUCUAAAUCAAAAUUAAAAGUAAAAUCCAAAUUUCGCUAAUGUAAUGACAAACUGAGAUUUUCACUAUCAUCUUGUAAUCAUGGUAUUUUUCUGUCAACAUGAUAUUAAAUCUAAAGUUAAUCUUUGA